Molecule: messenger RNA, 3277 nt
Organism: Camelus dromedarius (Arabian camel)
Lineage: Eukaryota; Metazoa; Chordata; Mammalia; Artiodactyla; Camelidae
Gene: BLOC1S6
Product: biogenesis of lysosomal organelles complex 1 subunit 6
Exons: 5
Coding region: 96-614 (172 amino acids)
Biological process (GO): intracellular transport
Cellular component (GO): BLOC-1 complex; transport vesicle
Source: RefSeq, a predicted model, not a curated record
CUUCUGUUCGGGUGGGCUCUGGACGCGCUGGGUGCUUCCUUACUGUACCUGACGUCCUGUACCACUGCCUCUUCUUUGUUCCCAGCGGGAGGGACAUGAGUGUCCCUGGGCCGCCGACCCCGGACGGGGUCCUGACAGGGCCACCCGAAGGCCUGGGGGCCGGGGACCCGAUCCCGGGUUUAAGUGACACUUCUCCAGAUGAAGGGUUAAUAGAGGACUUGACCAUAGAAGACAAAGCUGUGGAGCAACUGGCAGAAGGAUUGCUUUCUCACUACCUGCCAGACCUGCAGAGAUCAAAACAAGCUCUUCAGGAACUCACACAGAACCAAGUUGUAUUAUUAGAUACGUUGGAACAAGAGAUUUCAAAAUUUAAAGAAUGUCAUUCUAUGUUGGAUAUUAAUGCUUUGUUCACUGAAGCUAAACACUAUCAUACCAAGUUGGUGAAUAUAAGAAAAGAGAUGCUGAUGCUUCAUGAAAAAACAUCAAAGUUAAAAAAAAGAGCACUUAAACUGCAGCAGAAGCGGCAAAAAGAAGAGUUGGAAAGGGAGCAGCAACGAGAGAAGGAAUUUGAAAGAGAAAAGCAGUUAACUGCCAAACCAGCUAAAAGGACGUGAGAAGUUGAAUGUUGUUGUCCUUCCUUCCCCUGUUCGUGUUCUGGAUUUGAGGCAACCCAGUGUAGACUGAAGUGAAGGUAGUGCCUUAUGCCCUCGUGUCAUAGUUUGAAAUCCUUUUCCCAGGAGUGCUGUCUCUCUGUCUUCAUGUCAGCCGUUCAAGAAGCCUUUUUUUCCCUAAGUAGAAGACAUAAUGUCACUUGGUUUGGAUACUUAUAUGUAAUUUUUCAACUUCAUUUUGUUUAAUUUUAAAAUUCAUUAUUUUUGGCCUUAAGUAAUUUGUAAACUAAAAAAUGCUUUGAUAGUUUAGUAGUUUUGAUGCUAAGUGGUUAAAAAUUAGUAUGAGUUUUUUUAGCUUAUUAGUAAAUGUGGCUUUAAGAGUUUCACUUUCUUAUUUUAUGAAAUGACUUGCCUUUGUGGUAGUACAGUGCUGGUUUUUGGCAGUUGCCUUUUCAUUGCUUGUUUAAGAAAAAAGGCCAUCUGGAAAAUCACAUAUGCCACUGGAAAAGAGGUGGUGGAAGCCUUUGUGAAGAACAUAAUAGAGAAGAGCGUACACAGGAAGCAAUGGCAUCGUAGGCACAGGAUAGGUGAGCAAGAUGCCGUAUGGGUUCCCCUCACCAUGUACCCUGUCUGCUUCCAGGCUUUGUUGUUGCUAUUUAGUUCUUAGGUUGCUUCUGGGUGCGAAGUAGAUUAUACCUAUUGCUAAAAUUUGGUGGGGGCGGUGUAGCUUUCACACACGCAAAUAUGCUUAAAUAUUUGUAAUUCUUAGUAACAGUUGUCACACACCAUGAGAUACAGUUGUGAAGUUGAUAAGAUAAUUAACCCAACUUUCCAAGUGGAAAGGCUAAUCGCUAGUUCUGCCUGUCCUCUGAUUUGCUGUGUGGCCUUAUAUGUGAUUACUUUUUCUGUGCUGUUAAAAAAUUCUUAAAGUAGAAUGAUAUAUGCCAAGUACCCAUGUUAUAGGUAAUGACAAGAAUGGUGGAAAAUUAGUCAACAGCUUCUUCACAAAAGAGGCAGCAUGGUAACUUUAGUGUUUUCUAGACCCCCCCCCCCCCCAAUAAUAUAUGUGGAGAUUAUUAUGUGAGGGUAACAUUAUGAAGUUGCAUUGUUUUAAAGUGAGAGGUAUUAUUCAUUGUUUUAGUAGUAUUUAAUAUCCAACUGAUGUACCAUCUCCAUUACAUAGAGACUGUACAGAUUAGAUUAGAUUAUAGAUUGUGAUUAGAAUGUGUAUCUUUUAUAAUCUACAUGACAUUUUUGGUAAGCUGGAAUUACUACCUCUGACCACGUAUCAGGCUAACUAAUGAUGGAGAAGGCCUUAGAUUUACAUCGAGUGCUAAGAACUGAUCUUUUUAAAGUUUUGAAAGUUUGAAAGCCUUUCUUUUCUUUAAUGAAUGAAUUAUAAUCUCACAAUUCACUUGACUUUGACCUUAUGUUUAAGAAUAUAAAUAUAUUUCAUUUUAGAAGGCCACAAGUUGCCCUCAAACACUAGGUGAAACUCCUUGGGCAGGAUCAUUAGCUCUGGCAGGACAAUGUCACCUAAACUGCUGAAUGUACUCAUUUGUAUGUAACCUGACAAAGGCUGUGCAUUGUUCUUGGACUGGUUUGUGGUCCAGCUGAGGUGAUUAUUUAACAUGGUGGUUCCUGGACACCAUUCUCAAUUUACUGAAACAAAUCUGUUUGUUUUUCUUUACUUUUCUUUUUUUGAAAAGUUUCCUCAAGUGAUUAAAGUUGAGAACCAUUGGUCUAGUGGUCUAGGUCAGAGGUUUCCACGCUAGGCUGCAUAUUAUUAUCACCUGGAAGCUUUUAAAAAAUACACUCUGAAAGAUUUUUACUCGUUAGUUGUUAGGUAGGGCCCAUGCACAUUUUAAGGAGCCCCCCCAGAUAAGUCUAAUGCAAGGAAACACUGAUGUAGACUUUCUAGUGAUUUAUAUUUAUAAGGAGUGAAAUAGUUUGAAAUUACCCAGUAACUCUUGGGAUUAAUCUUACAAAAUAAAUUCUUAAGCUGCUGCUUUUGAUAUAAAUUCAGAUUUAAGACUGAACUUGAUAGCAGGCAGGAAAUAGGUAUAGAAUUCUGAUGAAUUGAACUUUUGUGAUGUGUAUUAAAAUAAAUCAUGUUUAUUGAAUGAAUGGCAAGGCACAUAUACUUUGAAAAUAUAUUACUUACAUUUUGAAGAUUUUUUAAAAUGUCAAGAAUAUAUAUUAGCAGCCACUAUUUUUAGGUCAGUUGUAAAUCAGAAGUACUGUUACCUCGGUAUUAAAAUAUAAACUUUAGCUAUAUUUCAGUAGCAUAUAGAUAUAUCUUACUAAAACUGAACAGAACCCCUAUGUUAGUCUUGCUGUAUUUUUGCACAAAGUAAUGAAUUGAUAACUUGAGUUGAAAAAGAUUACCUUUGGUGUUUUGGUUGAAAAAAAAAAGUCUUUGUUUUGAAACUAUAUCACAUACACGGAACUAAAAUUAUGGAAGUUAAUUUUAUAUUUACUUUGCAGGAAGUAUCAUGUAAAUAUACAGACGGUGAAUGUAGUAUGGAUUGUGUCCGCAGUGAGUUUUUGGGUGGAUACAGUUUAUAAAUAUGCCAGUUAUAUACCCUCAUACACUUGUCUGAUUUUGAGCUUGUAAAAUGAAGACUACUUUUUACACAUUUAAUAAAGAAAAAAAGGUCUCUGAA